AGCGGCGGCGGCGGCGUGGAGUAAGGGGCUCAUGGCGGCCAUAGGCGUCCAUUUGGGUUCCACCUGCGCCUGUGUGGCCGUCUAUAAGGAUGGCCGUGCAGAUGUGGUUGCCAAUGAUGCAGGUGAUAGAGUCACACCAGCUGUUGUUGCUUACUCAAAAAACGAAGAGGUGGUUGGUUUGGCAGCAAAACAAAGUAGAGUAAGAAAUAUUGCAAAUACAGUAGUGAAAGUAAAGCAGAUUCUUGGGAGAAGCUCUGGUGACCCACAAGCUGAGAAAUAUAUUGCAGAAAGCAAAUGUCCAGUCACUGAGAAGAAUGGAAAACUCCAGUAUGAAAUAGAUAACAAACUUGUUUGCCCUGAAGAAGUUGCAAAACUCAUAUUCAGUAAAAUGAAAGAAACUGCUCAGUCUGCUUUGGGUUCCGAUGUCAGUGAUGUGGUUAUUACUGUGCCAUUUGAGUUUGGAGAGAACCAGAAAAAUGCCCUUGGGCAAGCAGCUGGGGCAGCUGGAUUUAAUGUUCUGAGAUUAAUUCAUGAGCCAUCUGCAGCUCUCUUGGCGUAUGGAAUUGGACAAGAUUCACCCACUGGGAAAAGCAAUGUGUUGGUUUUUAAGCUUGGAGGAACAUCGCUCUCUGUGACAGUUAUAGAAGUAAAUAGUGGAAUAUAUCGUGUUCUUGCCACAAACACAGAUGAUAGUAUAGGUGGUGUCUGUUUCACAGAAGCCUUAGCACAACAUUUAGCUUCUGAAUUUCAGAGAUCUUACAAACAUGAUGUAAGAGGAAAUUCCAGAGCUAUGAUGAAGCUAAUGAACAGCGCUGAUGUUGCAAAGCACUCUUUGUCAACCUUGGGAAGUUCGAACUGUUUCGUAGACUCAUUAUAUGAUGGUCUGGAUUUUGAUUGUAAUGUGUCCAGGGCCAGAUUUGAACUGAUUUGUUCUCCACUUUUUAAUAAAUGUGUAGAAGCAAUUAAAAAAGUCUUGCAACAAGUUGGAUUUACAGCAGAUGACAUUAACAAGGUAGUUCUAUGUGGUGGGUCUGCUCGAAUUCCAAAGCUACAACAGCUGAUUAAAGACCUUUUCCCAGCUGUGGAGCUGCUGAAUUCUAUCACACCAGAUGAGGUCAUUCCCAUUGGGGCAGCCACAGAAGCAGGGAUCCUAGUAGGGAAAGAGAACCUCUCGUUAGAGGAGGAGGCACUAUCUAUUGAGUGUUCUGCCAAAGAUAUUCUAGUUAAGGGUGUAGAUGAAUCGGGGACUGACAAAUUCACAGUGCUGUUUCCAUCAGGAACUCCCUUGCCAGCACGAAGGCAGCACACACUACUUGCCCCAGGAAAUAAUUCCUCUGUAUGUCUUGAACUAUAUGAGUCUCUAGGCAAAAGUCCUGCAAAAGAGGAAGACAAAUUUGCACAGAUUGUACUCCAGGAUUUAGAUAAAAAGGAAGGAGGUCUUCAUGACAUAUUAACUAUUCUCACUAUGAAAAGGGAUGGAUCCUUACAUGUUACCUGCACAGAUCAAGAUACAGGAAAAUGUGAAGUCAUCACUGUUGAAGUGGCAUCAUAGUUUCAUUUGAAAGGAGACUCUUUUUGUUGGCUUGUUUCCCAAACGUGUGUGUGAGUGUGAGAGAGAGGGAGAGAAAAAAAUACUUUUAAUGAGCCAUUGCAGACUGGAAUAAAUUAGAUAACAGCAUUUCAGCACCAAAUCUUUUAUUUAUUUUUUUUAAGUUACAAAUGAAAAUAUAAUGCAAAAGGUCACCCCAAACUUUCAGAUAAUAGAGAGAGUAAUGCAAAUCCCCAUCUAUCUAUCGAUAUUUAAGUUUCCAAAAGUGACACAUCCAAAUGUUUUUAUUAUUCAGUAAUAGGUUUAUUACAGAAUGAAGACUUUUCAAAUCAUAUGAUUUAAGUUAGGGGUUCCUGCUUCCUAUCUCAUUAACCUAAUAGAGACAUAGACCCUUUUGGAACUGUUGAUACAUCAGUCAUAAACAGCCAACCAGUGAACAAGCAAAAAUCAGUCACCUGUUUGUAGUUGGGUCCUUAAAGUUUGUACCAAGUUGUAUCAAAACUUGAGUAACGAAACUGCUUCUCAAGACUGCAAGGUGUGAUCCCUUUUGGAGUUGAGAGUCCUGUGUGCAGAUUUCGCUGUUCAAGCUAAUGUCAAAUGGCUUUGUGAUCACUACAUGGAAAACCUGUAUGAGGGAAGACAUUCGUGUGUAUUUGUUUACUUAUGGAAUAGCAAUAAAAUGGUUUUAUAUACA
Molecule: messenger RNA, 2243 nt
Organism: Caretta caretta (loggerhead turtle)
Lineage: Eukaryota; Metazoa; Chordata; Testudines; Cheloniidae
Gene: HSPA14
Product: heat shock protein family A (Hsp70) member 14
Molecular function (GO): ATP binding; ATP-dependent protein folding chaperone
Source: RefSeq, a predicted model, not a curated record